GCUGCAAGCAUCCCUCCUCACUCCAAAGCCAUCAAACCGAGCUCGAGCUCUUAAACAAUCGUCUAAGAUAUAUAGCAUCAUUUUCGUUUGAUUAUUAACCAGCUCUCGAAGCCAUGGGUACAAAUGAUAGAGCGGCCAUUUCUCUAGUAUUCUUAUUCCUUGUGUGCAUGGCUAGCCGCUCAUCCUGCAGCUUGGGUAGCUCUGAAGUGCAGAGGCGCUCAGUAGUCCCAUCGAUCUACGUGUUUGGUGAUUCGUUAGUCGAUGUCGGAAAUAACAAUUUCCUGCCGCCGCCUGCGCCCCGUGCGCUAUCUCCGUACGGCAUCGACAGCAGCUUGACAGGGCGGUUCACGAACGGCUACAACCUUGCCGAUUUAGUCGCGCGACGUCUGGGGUUCACGAAGAGUCCACCUGCUUACCUCUCGUUGACACCAUCAUCAAAACUUGACCUACUAACGUGCCGAGUUGGUGCCAGUUACGCAUCUGGCGGAUCCGGCAUUCUCAACACCACGGGAAAUGGGACCCUCACAAUGCAAAAACAGAUCAUGUUGUUCUCCAAAACUAAAGCAAGGAUGUGGUGUGGCCGGAAGCUCAACUAUAUGAUAUCAAAGUCGUUCUUUCUUAUUAGCGCUGGAGGCAAUGACUUUUCUGCCUUCAGUGAAAUGGGCAUGAGUCCACAAGAUGCCCCAGCCUACAUCAGUAGCAUGGUCUCAACCUAUGUCGAGCAUAUCAACGCUUUGUACACGUUGGGGGCGCGGAGAUUGGGGAUCCUAGACGUGCCAGCAAUCGGUUGUACUCCAGGUUCGAGAGUCCCCAUGGCCAACGGCGGAUGCAACGACGCCGCCAAUUCCAUGGCACAGAACUUCAACAAACUCCUAAGGGUUGAGGUGGCAAAAGCCGUUGAAACCUCCAUGCCCGACAUGAAAUACUCCAUAGCAAGCACCUACAAUUUUCUCACUGACUUGAUGGACAAUCAUCUCGUGGCUGGCAUCCGGGUGAUCGAGAGGGCAUGCUGCGGAUCAGGAAAAUUGAACGCGGCAGUAAUGUGCAGCAGGCCAAACACGACUUAUUGUUUGGAUCGCAAUGACUACAUGUUCUGGGACAUGUUGCAUCCUACACAGGCUACAUAUGAACGAGGGGUGGUCGCAAUCUUCUACGGCCCGCAGGAGUAUGCGGAUCCCAUCAACUUUGCAGGAUUGGUCGGCAUCGCCACAGAGAUAAAUACUACUAUGGCCCCCGGCGUCUAUGCCGCCAUAUGAUAAACUACUAUCUCGGCCUUGCAACUGCAACAUAUCACUACCAGAAUACUAUCGGCUUUUGGCAGGCCUUAUUAUUUGAGAAGAAAGUAAUCCAGUCGAAAUAAUGUGUAGUGUAUGUUGUGUGUAUCUAUCAUCAGUAUUUGACAAGUAAUUCAGUCGAAAUAAUGUAAUGUACGUUGUGUGUAUCAUCAGUAUGAUGGCAGUCUCUCUAUGUAUAUGUGGGAAAAUAAGGACAACGCCAACAAGUGUCAGUUAGCUGCAUGCAUGAGAAGGAGUUGGUGUUAGAGGCUUGCCGCAAGCUGCAGAAUGCGGGAAUGUGCUUCUUCGUGUCUUAUGGACAGUCUUGUACUUCCAGAAUUGAGUUUUCAGUCAGUUUUGUAGUCAUCGCGUGGAGUUAUUAUAAUAAAGUGGUCUGAUUAACGGGAUGUUCUAGUUCUUAUAA
Messenger RNA from Sorghum bicolor (sorghum), 1698 nucleotides. Its product is annotated as GDSL esterase/lipase APG-like. Lineage: Eukaryota; Viridiplantae; Streptophyta; Magnoliopsida; Poales; Poaceae. The record is from RefSeq and is a predicted model, not a curated record. The coding region runs from base 114 to 1256 and encodes 380 amino acids. Gene Ontology annotation, molecular function: hydrolase activity, acting on ester bonds. The transcript has 5 exons.